CUAUGUCCAUGGUCUUCUCUCCUGUCCUGCUCUCGCCUCGACUUGCAAUGGCCGCGCCAUUAUCUCGCCAUUGAAAUCAGUCUGACAGUCUCCUCAGCUCCCCAUCGACAUCACCGUUCCGCGCUUCCGCCGCUGCAACAACCUCGCAACUUGCAACACAAAUCUCCGGAGGAAAGACAAUGAUGGAAUUCCCAAUCAGUACACUGGAAAAUAAACUGGAACUCAAAAUGGAAUAAAAUCUUUAUGUUGGAGACUAUUCUGAGGUUUCCUGAUGAUUAGAUGCAGAAGCCCCCUUUUCUGAUGAAAUUUUAGUUUUAUCAAGCAAAUUGGUUUAGACUUGUGAAAUGGUGGCUUGGGAUGGGAUUAAUCUGAAUGCUUGUUUGCAAGGGAUUUAGUUGGCACCAGGAUGGUGUUGGAUGUGAUUACCAAUUCAUCAUUUGGUCCAGAUCUUCUCUCUCAGACCAUAGAGAGCAUGCUUGAAGUAGUGUGUACAUCCAAGAACGUCAUUGUGGGUAAGAGCAGUUUGGAUGAGCUUUCGUUGUACUUGGAUAGAAUUGUUCCUAUCCUCAAAGAGUUAAACAAGAACAACACAAGCGAUUCCAAAAGUUUGGAAAAUGUUGUUGAGAUUCUUAGCAAGCAGACUAGGAUGGCCAAGCAACUUAUUGCAGAAUGCAACGUGAAGAACAAGUUUUAUCUGUUGAUGAAUUGUCGAUCUAUUGCUAAGCGCAUAGAGGGCAUCACCAAAGAGAUGAGCCGGGCAUUGAGUUGCAUUCCUUUGACCUCACUUCACAUCUCUUCAGGUAUUAAGGAAGAGAUUGUCCGACUGAUUGACAACAUGCGCGAUGUAGAUUUUAGAGCAGCAGUAACUGAAGAAGAAAUUUUGCAGAAAAUUGAAGCAGGAAUUGAAGAGAGGAAUGUUGAUCGCUCCUAUGCCAACAAUUUGCUAGUUUCAAUUGCUGAGGCAAUCGGAAUUCCUAGUGAACACUCAGCACUGAAGAAAGAAUUUGAGGAAUUUAGAAAUGAAAUAGAAAAUGCACGACUAAGGAAAAAUCAGGCCGAAGCCCUACAAAUGGACCAGAUAAUUGCUCUGUUGGAAAGGGCAGAUGCUGCAUCAUCUUGGGAGGAUAAGGAAAAGAAGUAUUUCACAAAGCGCAAUUCUUUAGGAAGCCAACCUUUAGAACCACUUCAGUCAUUUUAUUGCCCAAUCACUGGAGAAGUAAUGAUUGAUCCUGUUGAGACUCCUUCAGGACAUACAUUUGAGAGGAGUGCCAUAGAGACCUGGUUGACUGAAGAAAACUCAUGCCCCAUAACAUUAAAUUCAUUGGAUACUUCAAUGUUGAGGCCUAACAAAACUUUGCGACAGUCAAUUGAGGAAUGGAAGGAGAGAAAUACAAUGAUCACUAUUACUUCCUUGAAACAAAAGCUCUUGUCAGAUGACGAUGAAGAAGUUCUUAAUUGUCUGGAGCAGUUAAAGGAUAUUUGUGAACAAAGAGAAAUACAUAGAGAAUGGGUAUUAAUGGAGGAAUACGUAUCUAGUCUAAUUAAGCUUCUCGGGGCAAAAAGUCGAGAGAUAAGAAAUCUAGUUCUUCAGGUGCUCUACAUUUUGGCAAAGGAUAAUAAUUAUGCUAAGGAAAGAAUUGUUGAAGUUGAUAAUGGAAUGGAAGCUAUUGUCCGCUCUCUUGGACGCCGCAUUGUGGAGGGGAAGUCAUCAGUGGCGUUACUGCUCGAACUAUCAAAAAAUGAGUCAAUUCGCGAUCGAAUUGGAAAGGUUCAAGGUUGUGUACUUCUCUUAGUUACCAUGUCAAGGGGAGAUGAUAUCCAAGCUGCCAAAGAUGCAACAGAUCUUUUGGAGAAUCUUUCAUCCUCUGAUGGCAAUGUUAUCAUGAUGGCAAAAGCUAAUUACUUUAAGUAUCUGUUGCAACGUCUAUUUGCAGGACCAGAUGAUAUCAAAUUGAUAAUGGCAACAACUUUAGGAGAGAUGGAGUUGACUGAUCAUAAUAAAUCAUCUCUCUUUGAGGAAGGAGUAUUGGAUUCACUUCUUCGGUUGAUAUCACAUCGUGAAACUGAGAUGAAAGUUGCUGCUGUCAAAGCCCUUUUGAAUCUCUCUAGCUUACCCAGAAAUGGCUUGGAGAUGAUAAGACAAGGUGCAGUGCGCCAGUUGCUUAAUAUGCUUUACCACCAUGCCCACCAGAGCUUGGGGGAAGUCGUUGCAGCCACUAUCAUGAAUCUUGCCAUCUCGACCACCAAUCAGGGUUCGAGUGGAACACCGGUUUCAUUAUUGGACUGUGAUGAAGAUAUAGAGGGACUUUUUAGCCUAAUUAAGCUUGUAGAAGCUACUGUACAAGAAAGUAUUCUGCGUACUUUCUGUGCCAUGUGCCAGUCUCCUUCUGCAGGUAGUGUCAAGGCCAAGAUAGCCCAGUGCCCGGAUGUCCAAUUACUAGUUCAAUUAUGUGAGGAUGGUGACACCAACGUAAGAGCAUAUGCUGUGAAGUUGUUGUAUCAUUUGGUCGAGGAUGGUAAUGAAGCUAUUAUUCGAGAGCACACGAAACAAAAAUCAAUUGAAACGUUGCUCAGAAUCACGACAACUUCUCCUGAUGAAGAAGAAAUUGCUUCAGCAUUAGGUAUCAUCUCAAACUUUCCCGAUUCCCCCCAGGUCUCUGAAUGGCUUUUAGCUGCAGGAGGACUUCCUGUAUUUUUCAAAUUUCUUCCAGAUGGUAACAAUAGCAGUUCCCAAGCAUAUCGGUUAGUAGAGAAUGCUGUUGGGGCAUUGUGCCGUCUCACAGACCCAACAAACCUGCAAACACAGAGGAAAGCUGCCGAAGCUGGCAUUGUUCCCAAGUUAGUCCAGUUGCUAGGUUCAGGCACAAGCCUGACGAGAAAACGGGCUGCUAAUGCUCUUGCUCAGCUUUCCGAGAGUUCUUCUGUCCUUAGCCGGCCAAUCACGAAGCAACAAGGGUUUUGGUGCUUCUCGCCUUCGAAAGUAGAGGUGUGCCCUGUUCACCGAGGAAUUUGUGGAGUUGAGUCAUCGUUUUGCUUGUUAGAGGCUAAUGCAGUGGUGCCUCUCGUAAGGGUUCUUCGAGAUUCAGAUACUGGAGCUUGUGAAGCUUCCCUGGACGCCCUGUUGACUUUGAUUAAAGAUGAAAUGCUACAAAAUGGUAGCAAAGCUCUUGAUCAAGCAGAUGCCAUACCCUCCAUGAUUAGACUACUUAGCAACCCUUCCCCUGGGUUGCAGGAAAAGGUCCUGCAUUCCCUGGAAAGAGUUUUCCGAAUGGUGGAAUACAAGCAAAAGUAUGGACGGUUAGCACAGAUGCCUUUAGUCGACUUGACACAACGGGGGAGUAACAAUCUGAAGUCUUUAGCAGCAAAGGUACUCGCGCAGCUAAAUGUGCUUCACGAACAGUCAUCCUACUUUUAAAAUUUCGGGGGCGCAACAUUUAUCAAGUGAUGAGUUGAAAAGCUGGAAAACUUGUUCCUCAUGGCAAGGACUGAAGGAAGAGCUUCAUAUGUUUUGUCCUCUUCCCAUUAAAAUAUGCGUGUGAAUAUGAAUUUCUUUAUCCUCAUUGUAGGAUGGGUUCUUUUUAGUUUUAUAGAAACCUUAUUGAUUUGUAAGCAGAGGUUGUAAGGCAUGAAAAUUCUUUCUAAUAAUGAAUAGCUUAUUCAUUUUUAUGGCAA
Ipomoea nil (Japanese morning glory) is the source of this 3672-nucleotide messenger RNA. Its product is annotated as U-box domain-containing protein 43-like. NCBI's taxonomy places the organism in Eukaryota, Viridiplantae, Streptophyta, Magnoliopsida, Solanales, Convolvulaceae. Bases 407 to 3415 code for a protein of 1002 amino acids. The record is from RefSeq and is a predicted model, not a curated record. The transcript is spliced from 7 exons. Gene Ontology annotation, biological process: protein ubiquitination. Gene Ontology annotation, molecular function: protein binding; ubiquitin-protein transferase activity.